AGCGCCGACGCUCAUCUUCCUCGCAGCGCCGCUCAGGCUCGGUCCCUUAGCGCAGAUCUUCUGCUCCUUCCCCCACUAGCGCUCAGGCUCGGUCCCAGGAUCGGAUCUUCCGCGCGUCGGCGGCUUCCCCUCGGCGGCGUCCAGCGACGGAGGGGCAGUCCCCGGCUCGGCGGCGGCGUCCAGCGACGGAGGGGCAGUCCCAGGCUCGGCGGCGGCGUCGGCGGCUCCCUGCACCUUCUCUCGCCAGUCGCCUCGCGCCCUCGCCUGCGUCCUCCGCGCACCGGCCGGCGACCCUGCGUACGCACCUCCCUCUCCCCUCCUCCGCCUCUGUUGUUCCCGUGGGAGCUCGGCCAGCUGCCCAGGGUGGCCGGGCCUUGGCUCCGCCGGUGGCUUACAUGUAAUUGCAGAGAUGAACGUAGUGGUGCCACCACAAUCUCCACAUCUUCGCCUAUAUGAAUUCGCCAAGAGUGCUCUCAUCAGAAUUUUUGCCUUUCCUUAUGCCACGGUAUGUGACCUGUAUUGCGACGGUGGAGUGGAUACAGACAAGUGGUGUGAUUGCCAGGUUGGCCACUACAUAGGCAUCGAUGCCUCUGCGUCCGGUGUCAAUGAUGCCCGUGAGCUAUGGGACAACAAGAGGAAACCUUUCACCGCUGAAUUCAUCGAGUUGGAUCCUACUGAUGAUGGUUUUGAAGCUCAAGUGCAGGAAAAGGGCAUCCAAGCAGAUAUGGUUUGCUGUAUGCAGCACUUGCAGUUAUGCUUUGAGAGUGAAGAACGGGCCAAGAAGCUUCUGAACAAUGUAUCAUCACUUCUCAAACCUGGAGGCUACUUUUUUGGCUUGACUCCAGAUUCAUCUACAAUAUGGACAAAGUAUCAAAAGAAUGUUGAGGCUUCACAUAAUAAGGGUCUGAAGGCUGUUCCAAAUAGCAUUCGCUCAGAGAACUAUACAAUUACCUUUGAAGUCGAGGAAGAAAAGUUUCCCGUUUUUGGAAAGAAGUACCAACUCAAAUUUGCGAGUGAUGCAGUGUUUGAAAAUCACUGCCUAGUUCACUUUCCCAGCCUUUUGAGAUUAGCAAGGGAAGCUGGACUUGAAUAUGUGGAGAUUCAGAAUUUAACCGAGUUUUAUGAUGAUAACAGAACACAAUUUGCUCCAAUGCUUGGUGGUUACAGUGCAAGUUUUUUGGAUGCUCGUGGGAAGCUUGUUGCUCGUUCCUACGACAUUUUAGGCUUGUAUUCAACAUUUGUAUUCCAGAAGCCUGAUCCAGAUGCAAUACCACCGAUUGUAUCUCCCGACUUGCAUGAUCCUGAUAAUGCUCAUGAAGAGCAAGAAUGGCUCCAGCCACAGCAGGCAUCAGUGGAAGAUGAGAGGCGCUUGCAUGCGGAUGUGCUUCCCAUAGACCCAGCGAAAGGCAUCCUGGGUCCUGGACCUGCAGACAUGAGGCUUUAGUUGCUGGAAAUUCAAAUGCAGCUGAACCUGGGUAGUGAUGUUUUUUCAUGUGCGGUGUUACCACUUUCCACUAAGGACAUUUUCCCAUAGCCCCAUGUGGCCAUGGGACCCAUAUGAGUUCAGAAAAAUAUCAAACAACAUUACAAGGCUAUGUAAUGUUCGUAGUUUUGAGGCUUGACCAGAUCUUGCCGUAAACGACAUGUUUUAUGACCAGAAUGAGUACCAUUUUUUAAUGUCCUAAAAUUAUUUCUGGCUGCAA
Molecule: messenger RNA, 1703 nt
Organism: Sorghum bicolor (sorghum)
Lineage: Eukaryota; Viridiplantae; Streptophyta; Magnoliopsida; Poales; Poaceae
Product: mRNA cap guanine-N7 methyltransferase 2
Exons: 11
Coding region: 410-1444 (344 amino acids)
Biological process (GO): 7-methylguanosine mRNA capping
Cellular component (GO): nucleus
Molecular function (GO): mRNA 5'-cap (guanine-N7-)-methyltransferase activity
Source: RefSeq, a predicted model, not a curated record